Messenger RNA from Aspergillus udagawae, 1899 nucleotides. RefSeq lists its product as uncharacterized. Lineage: Eukaryota; Fungi; Ascomycota; Eurotiomycetes; Eurotiales; Aspergillaceae. The transcript is spliced from 4 exons. The coding region runs from base 1 to 1899 and encodes 632 amino acids. The record is from RefSeq and is a predicted model, not a curated record.
AUGAGUCUAUUCAGGCAUAAGGCAGGCGAGGCUUUGGCAAAUUUGCGAGAGUUUAGUUUCAAAAUCAAUAAAGAGCAGCCCGAGGAGCCGUUGGUGCAAGGCCUCAAUGAGCAUGUAAGGCGGGAGGUUAAGCAAGAGAGCGAAGGAAAGAGACUGUACAGUGAAUCUGUAGAGCAAACCGUUCGCAUAUAUCGGAACGAAAAAGCACCAGAAUGCAAUGUAUCUCCUUCGUUCGUCGAGUCCUCCGAACUCAAUGACCUCAAUGACAUAACGAAGGAGCUUGAAGACACCUGGAAGGAUGCCAUCAAGGAGGUUAUGAAGAAGCGCAAGGGCCAUAGUGAAGAUCUCGCUGAACUUAUCAAGGAUCCGACAGCGGACAAGCUCAAGGGGCUUGUGCGCGCGGUACAAGAUGAAUUGGAGGCCAAAAAACAGUCAAAGGGAGGCAGGGUGAAAGAAUGGUUCCGGAAAGUAGCCGCAAGGAUCUCCAACCAUCAAUACCUCCUCGAAAUGCUUCCCUCCGGAGACAAGUAUACCUCAAUCUUAAUCGGGGGGUUAACCGCCUGCAUUAAUGCUACAUUAGAACAUGAAGAGAUUGCUGAGCUAAUCUCAGACUGCCUCGAAAAGCUGUCCGACAAGACGCACAAGUUAUUCCAAACUAUCCGAAAUGCGAGUCGAAGCGAGUACAUCAAAGCCCAUAUCAUCAAGUUUUAUUCGAAUCUAUUCGGACUUCUAAUCCACAUACUCCAGGAGUGGCAACUCUCGCGAGCUCAGCGCUGGAAGAAUAGUUUUGGGAGCAGUUUCAGGAAUCGACUCCAAAGCUCGAUUGAGAGCCUCGACUAUCAUAUCAAAGAGUUGAGUGAUGAAAACAACUCAAUAAUAUUGAACGAGGUGCGCGAGGGGAUGGGUGCCCUAGUUCAGGCAUUUAUCGUUGGGUCACACUUGGAUUCAAAGCUGGGUACCACCCAUUCAGCCGUACCGUUGAAUCUGCUGAAUUACAUUUCAGGCGUUGCGGCUAAGGGUGAUGCUUCUCAGCCUAUCAGCCUCGGGUGGCCUCGGAUGCCUGAUGCUGCUCCUGUAGCAUGCGAAGCGUCCAAGCAAGAUAGACAUGACGACCAAAGCUGGGCCACUCAGACCAUCCUAGAAGACACGGCAUGGAUGACUGAUUACGUAUCGUCCGAGAGAGAGGCGAGCCUGCUUAUGGAGAGCAGCUACCUAUCCACGAACGCCCAGGUUUACCAUCGUCUACUACAAUGGACCACCUCUAUCUCGUCCGAGGCGCUAUGGCUCGAGGGUCCCGAAACGAUGGGAGACAUAAGCUCAAACGCACUGACCACAGCAUUCAUCGUCGACAAGUUUCGAAAACUACGUGUUCCCGUAAUCUCGUACUUCUGCUACUACAACCCGAAGGACUACCGGACAUUUUCCCGUCCACAAGAGCUCCUGAAGAUGGUGUAUGCUCUGAUUUCUCAGAUGGUGAGGUUGGUCCCGUCGGAUCUAUCCUCUGCAUUGGAUUCUGAAUACCUGCCGGAUCUCUCACCCGCUCGGAUUCGCCGCCUCAGUACAGACCUGAACUCGCUUCCAGAUGCAAUCGGCUUGUUGAGCGAUUUAUUACCCUUAGGCCCAUCGGUGAUCGCCUGCUGUGUGGAUGGUUUGCAAAUCCUAGACUUCCCGGAGGAGCCUCCCUGGUACCAAGAUUGUUUAAAGAAAUUUAUUGAAGUUUUGGCGACUACGAAACCUCCUCAUCCGCGCAUACGGAAGCUAUGGCUUUCCACUGACGGACACAGCUGGGCGCUUCAAGAGGCUGUCACUGCAGGGUGGAUUGAAGCCAACAACACAAAUAGUGAAGAUGACACGCAGCCGCUCGCAUUGAGAGCAAUGGACGUGGCUGGGGCUACUUAG